This is a messenger RNA of Eurytemora carolleeae, 5854 nucleotides long. Its product is annotated as mediator of RNA polymerase II transcription subunit 12. Gene Ontology annotation, molecular function: histone H3K79 methyltransferase activity. Gene Ontology annotation, cellular component: nucleus. The coding region runs from base 92 to 5332 and encodes 1746 amino acids. The record is from RefSeq and is a predicted model, not a curated record. NCBI's taxonomy places the organism in Eukaryota, Metazoa, Arthropoda, Copepoda, Calanoida, Temoridae. Gene Ontology annotation, biological process: DNA repair; DNA damage checkpoint signaling; regulation of transcription regulatory region DNA binding. The transcript has 45 exons.
UGCUUGAUUUACUUCUAAACAGAUGGUGGAAAAAUGAUGGUUUUGUGACGUUGGCUGUAUUUAGCCAUAUUAACUAGUUAAAUAAUAGAAAAUGGGGAAAGCACUAAUUCUUAAGAGUAUUGCGGGGGCGGAGCCUAUGGAAUACAGGUGGCCCCUGACCGUAGGGAGAGGAAAUCUCAGGGGCGCCGAGGAUGAACACGAUCAGGCUUGUGAGAUAGUUGAGAGUAUAAAAUGGGUUGGAGUUGAUUGGCCUGAGGUUCAUGAGAAGAUGGGGGACCUACUCAAUACAUAUGACAGGCACGCCUGGGACUGCAUGAGCAAAAUUGUGGAUACGUAUAAUGCAGCUGUGGACGAAUUUGUUUCUCAAUCACUUCAUAAAGAAAGGUUGAAUCAGAAAACCACGAGGCAGCUACUUAGGCACAUUAUUCAACAGGUGUAUAACACAGCUAUUAGUGAUCCUAACGAACUCAAUCAUUACGAACCAUUCACCCCUGAGGUUUACGGUGAAACUUCGUUUGAUUUGAUAAAUCAGAUGAUAGAUCAGAUUAGCCCGAUCACGUCGGAGAACAAGUUUUUGGAUCUUGGCUCAGGAGUCGGGCAGGUUGUUCUUCAAGUUGCAGCUCUCACUGAUUGCCAGUUGUGUGUAGGGAUAGAAAAAGCUACCAUACCGUCAGGUCGAGCUGUAGAGAUGGAUUCCUUGUUUAAGAAGUGGAUGGCCUGGUAUGGGAAAAAAUUCAGCCCGUACAAGCUUUACCAGGGGGAUUUCCUGACCCCUGAGCACCGUGAAACUAUCAGUGAAUCCACGAUCGUCUUCGUCAACAACUACGCAUUCGGACCUGAGGUUGAUCACAUGCUCAAGGAGAGGUUUGCUGAUCUUAAAGAUGGAGCCAGGAUAGUGUCAAGCAAACCAUUUUGUCCACUCAACUUCAGAAUUACUGAGAGAAACCUCUCCGAUAUCGGUAGCAUCAUGCAUGUUAGCAUCAUGGACCCCCUUCAAGGUUCUGUAUCCUGGACUGAUAAGCCUGUAUCCUACUACCUCCAUAUUAUUGACUCUACGAAGCUGGAAAGAUAUUUUAAUAGACAACAAUCUCACCACACCAGAUCUAGAAGAACCGGACAUAGUUUACUUGAUGACAGUGCCAGUAAUGGAAGUGCAAGCAGAGCUUCCUCUUUGGAGAAGGAAUUGGAUUCUCCGUUUGCUCAUCUCUCUACAAACAGUGGGGAGGAGAGUGAUGGAAAGCCUAAACCCAAAGGCAGAGGCAGGUCUAAGAAGAAGUUUACCAAGAAAAAGUCCACACCGAGGGUUCUAGACGGACACGUAGAGAAGGUGACGAGCUUCUUGAAUAACUUGGAGGGAGUAGGAGGUGAAGAACUGGAAACUACCCCCGACACCUCUGUUCCCCCAAGCAGAGGAGAAUCUCCGCACAACUCGGACAGCUUGGAAACCGGUUCUGGGUCUGGUAGACCAGUGCGCGCAGCCGUUGUCAAUGCCGCGGCCAUCACGGAAGCUCAGAACGAUAUUUUUUCUUCUCUGGGACGCAGAACAUCCAAGAUGCGAGGCCGAGGAAAAUACAAGCAUCUAAAUGAAGGUGACAGGCUUCCUAGGCCUACUAAAACAGGAACUAAAAAGGUGAUCUCUAAGCGUCCUAGUCCUCCCUCCAGCCUGAUCUCAGAACUGGACUUUAUGCACAAGGAAACUAUGUCAAAGAUAUCCGAGUACAAUAAUACAGAGAAACUACCUUUUGGAUGUGCUAAUGAGAAUCUGAAUAUUCUACCUCCGGAAGAACUUUUCCACGAUGAAGUUCCAUUCCACGUUUACAACGGGGAGAACAGGAUCCCCCACGGGCUCCAUAUUCUGCUGGAGUCCAUGAAGAAACAGUAUUUAUCUAUGAUCAAGACGAUGCAGACUAAAGAGUAUUCACAAAACAUUAAAGAAGAGAUAAAGCACGAGAAAGAAAGAAAAGAGAGUUUAACGAAGAGAGUGGCUCAGCUGGAAAACCAGAUAGAUGGAUUGAUUCAAGACAGCCUUGGACUUCUAAAGGCCCGGAUUCGUGAGCUAGGAAUGAACGCUACAACUCCUACAGAAUUUACUUCUCAAGCUAAGAAUAUAGUUUGUUCACACACUGAUCUAUUAAAGAAAAAGGGAGGUUUAGAGCAGGAGAUAAAAAGGCUUGAAGUUGAACAGGAGCAAAUGGUUCAAGCUAAAGAGAUGGAAUUAUUAGAACAGCUUCUUGCGAGAAAAUCUGGGAGUGAUGUUAAUGUUUCUGAACUGAAGCAAUAUGUUCAGCGUGAAAUCAGAAACUGCUUUGAUCCCCGUAAUCAGCAGCUCCCAAAGCUCUCUAGUGACGUCACGCUCACCAAAGUAGCUGCUCCGGAAAAAGUCCAAGAGAAAGAUAAAGAUAAGGAGAGUCCACUGGGUCUACCAAAGAUGGAGCUAAAGCUACCCGGGGAAAGUUCAUUUUCUAUUCUUCGAUCUGAGGAGAAUAGGUCUAGAAGCUCGGAUGGUUUGUCCGAGAUAGAACGAAAUAAGAUCCUGUGUGCACCCAAGGCUGCAGAUGAUUAUGAAGAUCGGGUCAAGAUGAUAAUCACAACAGAGCUGGCCAAGGAGAAGGAAGGAGAAAAGAAUACUUCCCCUGGGAAAGACGCAAAAUCUCACCAGAUUAUGCAAGAACAGCGUCGACGACAAGCUCAACUGCAACAUCAUCAACUACAACAACUGCAACAUCAACAGCAGCAAAAGGCGCAACGUGGUAGACCUCCUAGUCAGCAAUCCCUAGAUCCAAGACUAGGGAUUGAUCAAGGGAGGUUAUUACAGCAGGAUCCAAGAAGUCAAGAUCCAAGAAUGGAAGGAAGACCACCACAAGACCCAAGAAUAGAUGGAAGACCACCCCAAGAUACAAGAAUGGAUGGAAGACCACAACAAGACCCAAGAAUGGAUGGAAGGCCACCACAGGAUACAAGAAUGGAUGGAAGACCACAACAAGACCCAAGAAUGGAUGGAAGGCCACCACAGGAUCCAAGAAUAGAUGGAAGGCCAUCACAGGAUCCAAGAAUGGAUGGAAGGCCACCACAGGAUCCAAGAAUGGAUGGAAGACCCACACAGGAUCCAAGAAUGGAUGUGAGACUUCAGCAAGAUCCAAGAAUGAAUGUCAGACCACCACAGGACCCAAGAAUGGAAGGACGACAGCCCCAAGAUCCAAGAAUGGAUGGUCGGAUGGUACAUGACCCACGAGUUGCUCAAGAUCCAAGAUUGGAUGGAAGAUAUUCACAAGAUCCAAGAUUCCAAGCUCUACAAGACGCAAGACUUUCACAGGAAAUGAGACUGCAGCAUGCAGGACGAGUUGACCCUCGUCUUAUAUCUCCUCAUGAUGCAAGUAGGACUGACCCGCGUGGUUCUGACUCAAGGUAUCAUGGUGAGCAGCAGCGGGUGUCCCACAUGCCCGAUACAGGUAGACCCGGAUACCUGCCCCAACCCGACUCCAACCGUCCACCUGUCUCCGAAUCUGCUGAGAUUACCCGAAAACAAUUUCAUUCAGAUCCUAGCAGGCUUGUCAGCAGUAGCAGCACAGUCUCUAACAGCCAUCAGACUCUUACAUCUAAGCAGAUGAUUCACAUGUCAGUAGAGAAGGCAAUGCAGAACCAGCAGAACCAAGGAUCUAGUGCUACCAGGAUGUCCAUGAUUAUUGAGGAAAGUAUCCGUAAAGAAGCAGAACGGGAGCAGAGAAGGAAUAAGUAUAGUGCUGUUGUACAAUCUGAAGAUAAUCUAGAAGGACUGGCUUGUCCCAGAGGGGGUAGCAAUAUACAGGAUAGAAAGCAAGGUCCCCCAGCAAGUUCUGCAGGUUCCCUGCCCCAAGUUGAGGGACUAGCAGCAAGAUUUGAUACCUACUUAGCAAAAGAAAAAGAGAAGGGUGGAUCCCGUGCCGGUACAUCUUCUGCUGGACCAGACAGCUUUGGAGCCAGAUUUUCCUCCCCUGAUCCUGUACAGACACAAUCCCGGCCCACCAGUACUGGAUCAAAAUCCUCUCUGCACACUCCCGAUCCUACUCAGGACGGAGUAAAUGAUAAGAAGAGGAUUGGUAGUCCUAUUCUGUCUCCGGGAGGUAAGAAACCUCUGCUCACAGAGGACGGGAAGAAGAGACGGGAUCCUGACGAUACCAGACGCUGGCAGGAUGAGAUUUCUGAGGGUUUUGAUCGUCUUGUUGCUAUGGCGUCUGAGGUCGACAAAAGACGAAAAUCCGCAGAAAAUUCACCCUCAAGAAAUUCUCCCAGGAAAGGUGAUGGAGGUGGAGCUAAAGGAUCUCCUAGAACUGGUGUAGAUAUCAGACUUCUUCAGGAUUCUAACCCGUAUGACCAGCAGACCCUGGCCAUGAAGAUCAAGGCUGGAUUGAUGGGACCUCUGCCCCCUCGUGCCGGAGAACCAGGUCCUUCGAGGGCGGAGCUGGGUCCACCACGUGGCGGAGAGAAGAGUCGUGGGGCGGAGCUUGCCAACCUUCCAGGAGAAAACUUGCCAGAACAUCAUUUCAAGAAGAAAUAUUUUAAUCAGGAGUUCCUGAGACAGCAAGAAGAAACCCAACGAGCCCGGGAUAAGGAGGGUGGUCACAGAGUACAUCCAGAUCAAGUCCGGGGUCCUCAGGGGCCAGAAGGUGUAAAUAGAGAAUAUCACAGAGGUUCUUACGACCAGGGGCGCUGGGAGGGGGACAGGGGCAAUGUUUCCUAUGAUCAAAGGAUGGCGUUGGAAAGACAAAGAUUAGAACAAAGACAAAUCCAGGAGCAGAGAGCUUAUUAUGAGGCUACUCGAGGAGGGGAUCCUCGAAUGAUGGCUCAUGCCGAGGCCAGAGGUCAGCAUCCUCAAUCUGGUAGAGGUCACGAAUCUCGUGGAGGUCAUGUUCAUGAUGCAAGUGCAGGUCCUCAUGAUGGUCGCGGAGGACAGGACUCCAGACAAAACCAAAUGGAAAGUCGGGGUGGUCAUGCAGAGUCUCGAGGUGGUCACCACGAGAUGCAUGGUGGUCAGGUGAGACAGAUGUACGGCGGAUAUUCCAGGGAGUAUUUACAAGAACAGGGACCACGUCAGGGUCAAGGACAACCAGGGAUGGGACCUGGACCUGGACAACAGGGAAUGGGACCAGGACCUCCUGGGAUGGGACAGGGACCUCCUGGUAUGGGUCAGGGUCCUCCUAUGGGACAAGGAGGUCCUAAUAUAGGACCUGGGCAGCAAGGUAUGGGACAAGGACCUCCUGGAAACUACAACCACUACACACCACAAAUGAUGCAGGCAUAUCGACAGCAGAUGAUGAUGUCGGGUCGUCCACCCCCUCCACCCAAUCAAAAAUGAUUUGUGUAGAAAUCCGCCAGUUAGUCCUUCAUUUUUGAAUUUCCCGCCAGUUUGAAUAUUCCGCCAUUUGGAAUUGCCCACAAUUUAAAUUGCCCGCAAUUUAAAUUGUGGGCAAUUUAAAAUAAAUGCUCAAUUUUAAAAUUGAAAGAAUUUAGUUGCUGCAUGAAAUAUCGUUUUUUAUGUAAUAUUUUAUGUUAGUUUUUUAACAUUAUAAAAAUGUUUUUUGUUUUGUUUUAAGCACUUGUGUACUAAAAAUUUUAAUUUGCCGAUCUUUUUAAAAUCAAUAAGGGAAAGAACUGUUAAUUAGAAGUAUUAGAAUAUCAAUAUCAUUCUCUUUAACCAGACGAGAAGGUCUGUUUAGUAAUUAAGCAUGCGUUUAGGAAAUGUUGUUAAAUUGUUAUUGUUCAGAAGAUGGAAUUUAACCCUAGCUUCUACUUUAAAAUACCUUAACAAAGUUUUGAAAAUCCUGUUCCUCUGUAGAUAUUGUGCAAUUUUCUAUAUUGUAAUAAAUUAUUCAUUUGA